Xyrichtys novacula (pearly razorfish) is the source of this 14342-nucleotide messenger RNA. The record is from the annotation of a GenBank genome assembly. Lineage: Eukaryota; Metazoa; Chordata; Actinopteri; Labriformes; Labridae.
CCCCGUACAGCAGGAGCGCAGCGGGCAAACCCGGGUUGUGGAAGGUCCUCCCGCACUGCGAGCGGUGCUGUGUCUGUCUUUUUUAUAUACUGCCUGAUAUACAGCGUCUGAUGUUUAUUUUUUAAUCUCCAUUUUUUUCCCACAGUAGUGGCGCAUCCGUAGGCUCUCCGUGACUGGGACAAUGUGCCGAGCUUUUGUGAGCUCCUGAUGGCCCGAGUCUAUCAAUACCAGGCAGGUAACGCCGACAAGAGGUGGAUGAAUGUGCAUGCAUAGAAAGCUACGUGUGCAUGAGACAGAAACAGACGGAUAGACAGACAGACAGGCGGACAGACAGGGUCUUACACCCUGAUUAUUCACUGAAUAAGAGGAGCUUCUCUGCUGUCUAUGAAUUUAAGCUCAUUUGUGAUCUUUGAGGGUUUUUAUCGUCAACAUCCUGCCGGUGUGUACUGGAAGUGGACAGAAGCAGCUCUGCAGCAAAAAGCAAUCAAUAUUCAAGCUGCCAUGGAAAGGACUGUUCAGGCUUAUGGGACAAAAGAAAAAAAGAUUUAUUUAUUUAGAUUUUUUGUGUCUUGUCUGAGGUUAUUAGUUUAAUAUCCUACAUAUAUAAUUCAUGUCUAUGAGCAGCUGAAAUUCAAAACAGUUUUUUUAGCCCCAUUGUCUGAUUUUUCCAUUUGUACACAUGUGAAAGCUGCACAAAAAGCUAAAAUACUACAUUAAAUUAAACCAAAAUAUAAAUUAUUAAUAUUCAUAAUAUACCUAUUAAGUAUACUUUAAUACUUGCCACAAUUGUUACAUGCAUGCACUUUCAAAUGUCAUCAUUGCACCUUUAUUAAUACUGUAUUGCAUUUAUUUGCACUAUUAUGUCCACUUCAGGACUGCCAUACUGUUUACAUUCACUUUCUUUCACUCACCUUCCUCCUUAUAUUUACACUGCACACAGUUUUUACUGUUAUACUGUUUAUAUUGUUAUCUUUAUGUGAGUAUUUAAGGUAGUCUUUUGUUUAGCUUAGUUGUUUAUUCUAUAUUUAUACUUUUAUAGUUUUAUUCUAAUAGUUUAUUAGUUUAUUUUUAUUAUUGUUAUGCACCGUAGGUCUGAGAGGACUGAAAUUUCAUCUGUGCUGUUAGUUUAACAUGUAUAGCAUAUUUGACAAUAAAGUUGACUUUGACUAAAUUGUCAAGAGAAAUAAAUCAAUCUUAAUUUAUUGCAAAAUAUAUAUUUUUUUGUGAUACCUGCAGAAAUUAGUAAACUUAUAGAAGUUUGAACUAUAUAGUAUUAUUAUUAUUUUAAAUAAUAGCAAAACAAAAAAUCACAAAUAAAAAAUAUAUCUCAUAGAUACAGAUCAACUAAAAAUAAUGUUUUGAACCAGGUGUUUAUUGUCUUUAUCAGUCUGAAUAACUUAAAUCAAAUAUUUGUGACUGUAUAUAAAUUUACUUUUGAAUUAAUUUCCUAAGGGGUGUAAUAAAUUAUGAUCUUAACUAAGAUGCUUUAAAGUAAUUUUUCCCUCAGUGUAUCAAAUAUACUGUAGAUGAAAAAGUUUUCAUAUUGUGGAUCAAUAGUGCAUAUAGAUAGAUAUAUGUAAGACCAUAGAUAUGCCUUUCAAUUAUGGCACAGACAUUUUCUUUUUGCAGGUUUGCAUAUAAAAAUAUUCAAUAUCUUGUAUUAGUGUCACUGAUUUUCAUAUAAGACUCACAACAAAGGUCAAACUGCUGCAUGAUAUUUAUGUCUUUACUAAAUAAAUUAUUUUUUUGCAUGAAGAUGAUCCAGAAAAUUAAAACUAAAGUACCACAACUGCACCAAUCUAAAGUUAUAACAGAUAAAUUUAACUUUCUCCAAUUAACAAGUGUCUAUUUCACCUCUUCAGUUUUCCCGUCACUGAAUGUCUGUGUGACCUCAGAAAUGGAGAGACAGAGCCCAGAAGAGAAACAGACAGACACGAACAGGACACCGGCCACCACCACCCCCAUCACAUCAGCUGCUGUAACCACGGCAACAGCCAGCUCUAGCAGCACCAUGUGCACCCAGGCGCCCUCUACCUCCCUCAGCAUCGUCUCACCAGACAGGCAUGCAGUCCAGGUAAUAGACAGUGUCAAAGACCUCUGCAUAUUACAACUUCCCUGUAGGACAGUUCAGGAAAUAAGACAGUGUCUUUGACCGCUGCAUAUAUAUUUUUCAUAUAAGUACUCAAGGUAAUAGAUAGUAGCUGUGAGCACUGAAUAAACUACGUCAUGUGAUCAAAAGAUAGGCUAGAAAAUACACAGCAACUGUCACCCCUGCAUAGAUUUUACACUCCAGGUAAUAGAUGGUACCUAUAACCUCUUUAGGCAUUGUUUUCUCAGACUGGCAGGCAGUCAGAAGACUACAUAUUUCCUGGGACCUCUAAAUAAAUUGUCUUCGGAGAGGUCGAGUUUAUAGACAAUAUCUGUGACCUUUGGAGGAAUUAUUUUAUUUUACUGGCAGGCAGCCUUGCUGAUAGUCAGAAGGUUACCUGCUGGGAUUUCUGCUAGUAUUGCACAAAGAUAGGUAAUCAGCCAGGCAAUAGACAGCCGCUUUGGCCCCUACAUGCAUGUUAAAAUAGCCCUGGAAAUAAACUGCGCUUUCAGCCUUUCAAGCAUCAUUUGACUUGGUAGAUGAAAAAAAAAUGUUAGUGUCUUUGAAAUGAUUGCUUCCUUUGUUUGAGAUCCAGAAAUUACACAGUACCUGGGAGACAAGUGGUGAUUAAUUAGACAGGAGAUAGUCCAGGAAGCAGAUUGUGUUUUUCGAAAUCUGCAGACCUUGGUUAAUUUGAUUGGCAGGUAAUCCAGAUAAAAGGAACCUUUGCAUGUAUUCAUUUGAAAGAGAGACCAGGUAAUAGACAGGAACAACACUUCCAUACCUUAUUUUUCACUUGAAUGGGAAUAAAUCAAGAUAAUAGAUGGUACUAUAGAUGGUAGAUGGUAGGCAGUACAUGAGACCUCUGUAUGCAUUGUUUGAUUUAACAUGAAUUCAGGUCAUAGAUGGCACAUUGGAGCUCAGCAGGCAUUGUUUUACCUGACAGGUGAGCAGGUGAUGGAUGAUGUGUCUACUUGAGAAGGUAAUACAGAAUGUAGAGAAAAGCUAAGUGAAAUCAAAAGCCCUCAAUGCUGCUGUGAAGUUGGUUCAUCUAGAUUUUCAUUUUGAAGAUUUAAGAUGAUGUUGGUUUGGAUUUGAUCUCUAUAUAACAUGGAUGAUUGAACCAGUUUUUUAAGGAAUACUCUGAUCCAAAUGUCAGAGUCCUUCACUUCUUCAUUUGUCUGUGCAAGUUAAACUAAACUCAAAAGGCUGAGCUACAGAUAAUGAAGUAAAAUUCAAUGGCUGUCUGUCCAUCGUGUUAUGCAAUAGGUGAUCCAGCAUGCUAUCCACAGACCUCAGAGCAUGGCAGCUCAGUACCUGCAUCAAAUGUACGCAGCCCAGCAGCAGCACCUCAUGCUGCAGACAGCAGCCCUGCAACAGCACCAGCACAGCCCCCACCUGCAGAGCCUGGCCACCAUACAGCAGGUCAGAGUCAUUCAUGCAACUUUAGACAUAUGUAUAUUUUUCAACAUGAGCUUUAGUAUAACCUGCUUUCUGGAUGUUUCCCAGGCUUCAGUGUGUCAGAGGCAGUCGCCUUCAUCAUCCAGCAGUAGUUUGGUUCAUCAGCCUGCGGGCUCAUCUGUAAGUUUCUGUGUUCUUGCAGAUGUUUUAUUUCUGCUCUGAGCACAAAGAGAAACCUCUUCAUCUUCCUCUUUUCACUCUUCAUUAUUUCCCAGAUCACACUCCCAACAUCUCCUGUAACAGCUCAGCUGAUUGGCAGAACACAAACAUCGAACUCUGCCAGCGCCGCAACCUCCAUAUCCCAGCAGGCGAUGCUCCUGGGAAACAGACCGUCCAACUGUAGCCAAGCUCAGAUGUACCUCCGAACUCAGAUGGUAAAAAAGCUUUCCAAAUGUCCUUUUUCUGUUCCCACUGGAUGCUUUUUUUGUUAGUUUUAUAAUUCAUUCAGUUUCUAUCUGUUUUUAUAUUUAUUUAAUCAUCUUGCCACCUGUCUCUCUCUGUGCUCUGUGCUCCUCUUCUCUCAGCUCAUUUUGACCCCUGCAGCUCCUGUGGCUGCAGUUCAGUCGGACCUUCCUGCUGUCACCUCCUGCUCCUCACAGCCUACCUCCUCUCAGGUACUAACUUUGCCAGGAGAAAAUUCAAACUUCUCAUAUUUUAGACUUCAGGAUAUUAGAUCAAGAGUAAUAUUUUAUGGUUAAAAGAAACAGAUUUUCCUUGGGAUUUGGAUUACCAGUGUAUGGGUUUUGUUUUUAUGUAAUUAGGUGCAGAAUCUAGCUCUGCGGGCCCACUUGCCUGGCGCUCUAGCCACAGCCCACGGCGUGAUAUUGAAGCCGUCCACCCAGUCCCAACUGUCCACUUUAUCCAAAACUUCAGUCUGUGCUCUGAAGACCAACCAGCCGACCAACACAUCCACGGACACAGGACCUGUUGAUGCCCCCCAGCUGCCCUCAGGACCUCAGAUUAUAACGUCAGGUGAACUAAUGUUUACAAAAGUGAGGAUUACAGGAGAGAUUACCAGAAAAAACAACAUCUGAAAGGCUUAAGUCAUGAGUCACUGUAACCAAACUCAACUCCCACACUCUGUCGAAACCAACACUCUUGUGAGAAAUUACAUAAACCGGCUUUCCUCUGCAUGGUACUACCUACGACAAAAACAGUAAUCUGCAAGCACUUGAAGGGAUUUUCCGGCACAAAGUCUUCAUCAUUUCCUUGAAGUAAAAUCAUCAUAUUAAUCAUUUUGCACUGCAGACGCGGUAGUUCUUCUGCCUUAGCGUGUCGAUCUGAUUGCAUUUCCAUGAGGAAAUGAUCAUAAAUGUUCUUCCUUGAGCUGCGUCACCCCGCUGUAGUCCGUAAUGGACUGGCCUGAGGUCUCACUACAAAAAAGCGGCUGCUGGAAGAGAGUAGGUGAGUUGUGUUUAGUCUCUUUGCUAAAGAAAUUAGGCAAAGUUAAAAAGUUGUUUGGUGGCUAGUACUUUGGCUGGGACCCUGUAUGUACUGUUGAUGUAGUUAGGUGCUGUUCUGAGCAUUAUUUGUGGCUAUAGAGUGGCACUUUGGUUGAGGUUUGUUUUUGGCUCUUCAGACCGCUGUGUAUUGCUAUCGUGCUGUCGUUACUAAAGUUGGUAUAACUAGAGAAGCAAGUGGUCGGCAACAUUCAUCUCUCAAAGGGGUGUCUAACUCAGUGUUACAGUGUGUUUGACCCUAAAUUAAAUUUACGCCGGAAUAUCCCUUUAACAAGAGCAGCAAGUAAUACAAAGAAAAGAGGAACCAACCCGGAAAAUAAUCAAUUUUACAGCCCUCUUAAAUAAAUGAGAUAAGUUACAGGUGGAGCAGAUGAUUUUUUUGAAAAAGAAAUUUAAAAAAAUGCCAACGCUCAAAAAGAUUCAUGUCCAAGUUAGAGAACAACCCCAAUUUAUUGUGAACCACGUUCUGCCUCUGAUCAGAAGAUAUCGAGUUACGAUUAAAGGUUUCGGGGUGGCCAGUUAGAGUCCAGAAGGAGCCAUGGUCAAUCUUGUAAGUACUAAUCUCAUCUCACAUUUUUUUUAAAUCUCUUUCUGUGCAUCGUUCUCCUUACAGCCUUCCCGCCGAUACAGACCCACACUCUGGUAAAGCAGCAUCUAUCAUGUCCACCUGUCCAGCGUGUGGCGCAGCACCAGCUCAUCCUCCAUCGGACAGCGGGAGGAGCUCUAAACCAACGCCAGCUCCAGCCCAUCGCCCUCAGAGUCGCACCUCAAGACACCAACUCCACCCCUCUUUCUCUGUCCAUCAAAAGACUGACAACGAACAGCACCCAAUCUCAAACCAGCGACACCACAACUUCUUCUUCUUCUUCUUCAUCUGUCACCACCGUCUUUGCCUCAUCAGCUCAUACCUCAAUCCCCGCAGCAACUGUCCAGCCUCAGCCUCCUCCUCUGGUGGCCGCCCCACAGCGUCGGACCUCAUUCCCACAAGCUCAGAACCAGCCCCCACCUCCUCCUCCACCUCUGGUUCUCCCCAGGCUGCCUCAGAACCCCCCUGCCUCCCUGCAGAGGCUGUCCCUGCACUCGGUCCAGGCUGUGGCGGUGCAGGCGGGGCAGGUGCUGUUGACUGAACAGGAGCUGCCUGUAGCCGAGGCCCUAGUCCAGAUGCCGUACCAGAACCUCCCUCCUCCUCAGACUGUCGCUGUGGAUCUUAAAGUACAUCCAGCCAGACGCAGUGAAACUCCAUCUGUGAGUCUCCACUUGUUUUUGUAGAUAUUUUUCUUGCUAAUUUGUUCUGAAUAUGAACUAUUUUGACUGAAGUUUUUAUUUUUAUUUCAGUCAGGUCAAACCUGUAAAGUGAACGGGCUGAGCUCAGCAGAGAAGAAAGAUGAAUGUCGUCAGAGUCCACAGAGAGAAAGGUCCAUGACACCUCCUACUGUGCCUCCUGAGAAGACCGCUACAGGUAAAAAGUGUGACAUAAACAUGAGAAUGACAUUAACAUAACACAGAUGAAAGAAGACCAUCAGCGACAUGACUAAUGAUUUAUACUCUGUAAUCUUUAAUGAUUGAAGCCAGUGUGAGGGAUUGGUGUCAGCUGAGCGCCUGAAGAAACAACUCUGUCUUUAGAUUUUCCACAUAAAAUACUCUAAAAACAAUCAAUUUGACUGUCAAAAGUUAGCAGGAUGAGAUUCAGAAGAUCUGUUUAAGCAUGACAAGGGCAAAAAAAGCAAUUAGUGCUCUGCCCACAGGGGGCGCCAAAAUUGACAAAAGCUCGGGCUCUAUUUUCGUGCCCGUCGGUGGUGCGGCGGAGGUAGGCGCACCCCAUGCAGUGGUAUUUUCGUCUGGCGGAGCCCGGCGUACAGCCAGUUUGGUAUUUUCAUAGACUGAGGCGCACCGAGGUCCGCCAAGUUGGGCGUGGAUGUGCGGUAGGGGGCGCUGGCGCAGUGACAUUUUCAUGCUUGACGGCAGCAUGUAAAGUGCGCUAAAAGCUCGCCGAUUCAAACCUGGUCAGCUUUCAGCCCAGGCGGAGCACAGCUGGUCUAGUGGUAUUAUGGUAGACCAGCCCCGUAGUGUGCAUACAUCACCGAUGCCUCACCGGCAGGUUUCCACAGUGUCAGGCACAUUACAGUGCAAUAAAUAAUCAACAACAAGUAAUAAUCUGAGUCAGCACAUACACAUUUAGAUCUACAUCAGAUCUGGUCUGAUGAGCACUUUUAGCACACGUUUAGACUCUCAACCUGACCGAAUCAACUCAGCUGAAACCGCAUUAAAUGAAAUAAAUAUCUAGUAAUUAGACAAACAUGAUGAAGUUAAAGAGAUAUGUAAUUCGUCUCCCUCCUUUUCUAUCGCCAUGCCUGCGCCACGCUGCCGGCGAGGCACGAAAAUAGAGCCCUUCAGCUCAAAAAAAAUUGAAUUUUCUGGCCAUAGUUUGUGGUUUCAGGCAUUAAAGGGUUAAAUAGAUCUAAAUGUUUGGAAGAAGCCUGGUUUUUAUGGAGAGUUUUCUGCAAUCUCUUCGUUCAUCAGCGAUGGACACCUCCUCUGCCGUAUCCAGUCCCUCAGUCAUCAAGUCGCCAACUGUUGAAGAGCCGUCGCAGCUCAGCCCUGCCCACCUCAGCAGCAGUAACCCUCCUCCCCCAUCUCCUCCUCUGCCUCCUCCCAUCCUGCCUGCAGCAGUCAGAGGUCCCAGUCAGCCCCCCACCUCCCCAGCCGGCCCCCCGGCUAGCCCUGAGAGGAUCCACACAGCCCAGAUCCUCACACACCUGGUGGAGGGCUUUGUCAUCAGAGAGGGACUGGAGCCUUUCCCGGUAUGUUUGCUGUGGGUUAAAUAUCAGAACUCCCUUAGCUCAUUAAUUAAUAUCCAAAACUGUGAAUAUUGCAUCAUUGCUACUAAUUAAAAGGAAGACAAAUCAAACAGAUUUACUCUAAUGUGUUUUUUUUCCAACUCCUAAUGCCAGUAAAAACCCUGUUGAACUUGAAAUGUAGUCUUAAACAUUCCCAAUAACUUAACAUUACUUUCUUUAUCUGAUGAAAUUCAAGUUAAAACACUUUUAUCCUUUAAUUUUCAUCAAAUCAGUGUCCCUGUACUCAUGUUAGUGCAGUAAAUCUGUAUCCACACUGGGAGUACAUGUUCUUCUGUACCACUGAAUGGAACUUUUACCCUCUAAAUUGACCUCUUCAUGCAGGUGGUCUCCACUUCGCUGUUAGCAAACCAGCAGGCUUCACUUCCUGAGUCCCAGGAGGUCCAAGCCAAUGGGGGCGCAGAAGCAGAGGACAGUCCCCUGGAUGCUGAUCUGACAGACUCAACAGACUCUGAGAUGGAAAACGAAGACCCUGCAGCAGAUGGUAUCACAUUACUUGUUUCUGUUGUCUUCAGUCUCAUCCUCAUCCAGCUAUUCACUGAACACUCAUUCUUUGUAUGAAAGCAUUUACAUUAGUCCUGAUGAUUCAUUCAUUUAUGUUUUUCUUUGAAUUCCUCACCUGUGCGUCAGUGUGCACAAAUGUGCAUCUAACUCCUGGUCAUGUGAAGUUGCAGAUCCAGAGGAGAGGGUGUCCGGUUUGCUGCAGUGUGAGUUCUGUGGGAGCAGAGGUUACGCUCACACAUUUCUACGCUCCAAACGCUUCUGCUCCAUGACCUGUGUCAGAAGGUAAAAAACACACAUCUGUAUGUAAUAACUAAAAAAUAGGCCAACUAAUCGGGAUUUGAAAUGUUAUAGUAAUUGUUUAUCAAAAACAAGCUUUGUAUGUUGAAGCCUUAUAUAGUAUUGUCUCAUUAUUACGAACUGUAAUAAGAAUAACUUUAUUUUAUCCCCAAAGGGAAAUUCAAUUGUCUGUAGUCUCAGUUGUCAUGUGUCAAAAAGUCAUCUACUAGAUCUACAUCUACUAGGUAUCACUUAGCUGUGCUCUAAUAAAAAUGACCAGCCUUUGUUCCAAUAUUUAUGCUUUGCCAAUAAAUUCCAUAAGCUACCAAAUGGCCCCUUAAUGUCCCUAACACCAAAGCCUGGAAAAGAUUGGUGUAAUCAAGCACUAUGAGCCAUAUCACAAGAGUUAGAAAGGGGUAUUUGGUCAUGUAAACCUCUUCUUCCACCAUAUCCAUACACAACAAAUGACAAUAAAAGACACAAAAACAAGAAAAAGGAGACUUAGGAGUGAUGUGAGACAGAGGACAGGGAAGCCGAAGCCAGGGCCAGAAACUUGCUUUAGCUACAGCUCGUUCAUUCCAGGUUAAGCUGUCUGCUCUAGCUCCCACUACAACGAGAAAAGACCCUCAGUUACUCCCAAUCAUCCCACUCAGCAAUAGACGACUUUUAGACGUCUAGUUGUUUUUUAGACCUAAUUUCAACCAUAAGAUUCUAUAUAUUUUUAGAUGGAAUUUGGACCCACUAACCCAUUAUUUGAUAACUAUUUAUUUCAAAAAGCAACUGUGAGUUGCAUAACUGAUCUCCAAGUACUUAACCAAAAUAAUUAUGAUAGCCAAUGAGCAAUAUACAGUGUAGUAUAGAUAUAGCCCAGACUUAGUUUAGACUUGGUCUAAAUUUAGCCAUCUAAAAAGCUUUCAUUUUUAGACCUGUGGUAGCCUUAUUUCAGACCAGUUGUCUAGACUACAUUUAGACGUCUAUUAGACCUCUUUUAGACCAAAAAAUACUCAGUUGGAUGAUAAAGUUGAUCAUGCCUUGAUCCCCCAGCAUUCACUCACACAGUUUAGUGUAUAAUCACUCUAUCGUUUCCAGCUGUUUGAGCUGAUAACCCAAAAUUAUCUUUAUGAUCAAACACUGAUUGUAGAUUUUUUUAGGCUGUACAUCCUUAAAUAACAUGUAACCACUGAUGCAUUUGUAGUAAUGUAGUCAAAGAGUGUGGAGAGAUUGAAACUAACCUUAGUGUGAGUGGAGAAUUACAUGGAAACAAUGAGUAAUACUCCCACCCUUCAACACGUGCCCUUGAGCAAGGCACUUAACUUUGGUGGGAACCUAAUGGGUGAAAAUUCAGGGUUUUUUAAUCUGUCGUAUAAAUAAAGAUUGAAGGAAAGCAGUGUAAUGUUUAUUUUUCCCAAAAUGGUCGCUCUCAGUGGUGGAGAAACAUAUAAUCUGACAUCUGGAGUCCAUUUGGAUACAUUAGGGUUAUAGGAGACAGUCUCAGGAGUGUAAUCAUGACCAGGUUUCUGUCUGAGACAUAGUUGGGUAUUAAAAGAAGGGUAGCUUUGAGUCCAGAUCAUGUUCAAAAGCCGAACUAACUGUACUCAGAACAUAAUGGGAAAUAAAAUCUCAAAGUGCUUCAAAAUCAUGACUGCAUAGAUCUGCUGCCAGCUGUUUAAAUCUAUCUGAAUAUUUCCAAUGUGUGUGUGAAGGUUUAACGUGAGCUGUACCAAGCGUAUCAGCGUGCUGAGAGCAGGGCGCUGGGGUCACAGGCCGAUGGGCAGGAGAGGACGACCCCCCAGCAGAGUCAACGGAGCCUCCAGAGAACAUUUUCUGAGACAGGUCAGUUAACAUCAGUGACCUGCCGCGGAGUGUGACAUGCAGAGGAGCUGCAGGGAUCACUGGUCCUCUGAGACAAGCUGCACCCAGGGGACACAGCUGCAUCUGACAGCAGCAGAGCUUUGAAGGAGAGCAGUGAAAUGUGAACGCAUAUUUUAGCUUUCAUAAAACAGGGUUUCAAAAAGACGGGAAACCUUUGGCUGUUUUUACUUCUGAGUCAAAUCUGGAGACUUAGUGGAGACCGGAUUUGUAUUUCUUGCUGAUCAUAGUCCAAAAAUCUGCUGGUGUUUGUGUUAAAAACUACAGCGCUAAUCUGUUUAAGGGAAUUACUCAUCCUGUUUUGGAAGUAUGCCAAUGCUGUGUUAUGUAAUAUCCCAGAUUUCCUUUUUCUAAAGAAAGAGUUGUUCACUUCACAAAAAGUUUGAUUAACUUAACUGAGACACAAACUAAAACACUGAUCUAAAGCUUAAGAAGUUUGAGUAAGAUCGGGUGUUAACCUACUUCAAAAUAAAACAACAGAAGAAAACAACAUAAAAAGGCAGCAAACAAAACACGCCCAAAUUAGAGUGAGCGAAAAGAAAUGGGAGCAUAGUAAAAAAUAACAGAGUUUAAAGCUUCUGUGGGCAUUUUUUGUUAAAGGGAUAUUCCAGAGUAAAAUUAAGUUAAGGGUCAAACACACCAUACUACAGAGUUAGACACCCCGUUGAGAGAUGAAUGUUGCCGACCGCUUGCUUCUCUAGUUAUACCAACUUUAGUAACGACCACAGGAUAGCAAUACACAGCGGUCCCAGGAGCCAUGCGCUCAACCAAAACGCCACUCUAUAGCCACAAAUAAUGCUCAUAACAGCACCUAACUUCAUCAACAGUACAUAUAGGGUCACAGCCAAAGUACUAACCAUCAAACAUCUUUUUAGCUUUGCCUGAUUUCUUUAGCAAAGAGACUAAACACAACUCACCUACUCUCUUCCAGCAGCCAUUUGUUUGUAUGGAGAUCUCAGGCGAGUUCAUUACCGCAGUGGGGUGACGCAGCUCAAGGAAGAACAUUUGUGAUCAUUAUUUUAUCAUUCCCUUGAAGCAAUAACCAUCAUAUUAAUCGUUUUGCACUGCAGACGCGGUAGUUCUUCUGCCUUAGCGUCUCGGUCUGAUUGCAUUUCCAUGAAGAAAUGAUCGCAAAUGUUCUUCCUUGAGCCGCGUCACCCCGCUGCAGUCGAUGGACUCGCUCGGAGGUCACUGUACAAACAAGCGACUGCUGGAAGAGAGUAGGUGAGUUGUGUUUAGUCUCUUUGCUAAAGAAAUUAGACAAAGUUAAAAAGAUGUUUGGUGUCUAGUACUAUGGCUAGGACCCUAUAUGUACUGUUGAUGAAGUUAGGUGCUGUUCUGAGCAUUAUUUGUGGCUACAGAGUGGCGUUUUGGUCGAGCACGUGGCUCCUGGGACUGCUGUGUAUUGUUAUUCUGUGGUCAUUACUAAAGUUGGUAUAACUAUAGAAACAAGCGGUCAGCAACAUUCAUCUCUCGACGGGGUGUCUAACUCUGUAGCACGGUGUGUUUGACCCUUAACUUAAUUUUACACCGGACUAUCCCUUUAAUUGUAAAUACAACACCAUCAAAAAAGUCUUAGCUGAGAUACCUACAUAACAUCACAACAACUUUUUUCCUCGUCUGAUGGUUUCUUUGCUCCUCAGACUCACAGGUCAUUCACUUCAGAGGAGGUCCAGCAAAGCUCUCUGAGAGAGGAGGAGGAGGAAGAGGAGGGGAGAGAGCGGGAAGAAGAAGAGCAGGAGGAUGAAGAGCCUCCCAUUCCCAUGACAACCAGGCUUCGGAAACAGGCCGAAACACGACGAGAAAGGGAGAGAGAGAAGGAGAGAGAGCAGGAGCAGAGGGUAACAGAGACGAUCAACAUCUCUGAUGGAGGAGACGAUGAAGAAGAAGAAGAAGAAGAAGAAGAAGAAGAAGACGUCGGGUGUCCGUCUCAGUGGAAUGUAGAACAAGUGUUCAACUUUAUCAACUCCCUGCCAGGUAUGACCACGACUUUAGCUCACCUUUCGGUACUGCUUCACUCUGUAUCCUGUCAAAGUUAGCUUGUAAGGAGGAAAGAAGUAGAGAGUUCCUAAUAGAUCAGGAGAUUCUUGUAGCACAGCAGGUAGAGAGAGAGAUGAUGUAGAUGAGUGAAAGGCUGCAGAGAGAGGACCUAGACUCAGGCAGAACCUGAUGAUUAAUUGAUGCAAUUAGAAUUACAUGAAGGCAGAUUCAGAAGACCCCACAGCAGACAUGGCAUCAUUAAAACUCCAUCCAGCUGAGGGAAAAAAGAGCAAAACCCUUUUAACUUCUCGCACUGAAACUACAGAACACAUCUCUUCUUCUUUCCAGGUGGUCAGGAUGUAGCUGCGGAGUUUCGCUCGCAGGAAAUUGACGGACAGGCACUGCUGCUCCUCACCGAGGAUCACCUAGUCAGCACCAUGAACCUUAAACUGGGACCUGCUCUGAAACUCUGUGCACAUAUCAACUCUCUGAAAGACUCAUAAAAACAGAAACAUGGAUUGAUUAAUCUAGUCCUGGAUGAAGAGAACACAAAGGACAGGAUUUUUUUCCCUCUGCAGUGUGAACACACAGCAAACUGCAGUUUCCUCUUCUGAUCACUGCCACAGUUUCACUCCUGAUGCCUCUAGUGAUGAGUCCACACACACUGCUACAGCUUAUUUCUACAGAUGAGCGUUUCCUUCUAUCAUGUCUCAUCAGCCCCGUUAUAGUAACUGUAGCAGUUUUUGUUCCAUUUGUUUCAAAAUGUUUUUAACAGUUCUUCGUAUCAGCUGUACAGAUGCUCAGAGAGGCAAGUGAUAAACAUUGUAUACUUCACCUUUAAAGACCCACUCCGAUGAAAAUCAUGUUUUUCUCGCUGUCUACAUGUUCAUGGCAUUUUUCUAAUACUACAGGACAUAUCAUGACAAAAAGAAGUGCGAAACUGCAUUUCUGAAUUCAAAUUGCUGUGAAUCUCUAGGAGACAUAAACAGCAGGUUCAGAUACAGAGAUUUCCUACGUAAUCAAUCCAAGCUCCGCCCCCGGAGCCCCCAAAGUAGAGAGGACGAUCCCGGAAUGAGCAUCUGUGUUAGCGGAUUGAAAUGCUCAAUAUUAAGUUACAUCAUGGCCCAAAAGACAUUAGUGUCCGAGAGCUGAAUAGCUCCUAUGUUCCCCGUUUCUUCUACUGCACUGGCAAUGUUAGGCUGCAAGCUAACUCAAGGAGAAGUGUGCAGAGCAGUGCUGUCUCAGAGGCAAAUUGCUAAUGAGCUACUGAAGCUCUGCAGAAGAAAAGCCCUUAAAAAUUACACAGGAAAUGUGAUUUUUGGCAAAAACUUCAUAAUCACAGUUUAAAGACCACUGAGAAAACUUUAAGUAGAAAAAAAAACCCAUCGGAGUGGGACUUUAAGAGUCCAUUUUGAAACAGUUUUCAGUAACAAUAUGAACCGUCUUGAAAAUUUAUGACCAGGAAAACACAAUUAUUUGAUGGUUUAUUUGUUUAUCAAUUCUUCAGUCAUAAAUCAGGUGGAAAAAAUAAUUGGAAAUUAAUCGCUUUUUUUCUUUUUUAAUUGCUUUUUUUCCUCUUGGGCCUCUGUACAUCUGUUCACAAAGAACUCAACCCUGCCUCUAUAGUUUAAAACAGCACAGUUACAGGAUAUUGUCCAGCUACAAAGAAAAAGCAGAUAAAGGCUCAUUAACAUACAGAUUGAAUUUUUUUACAUUGUCUUAUUUAAAGGGAACAAACAGCUGUAAAGACGUCUGGACACAAACUCACUGUGGGGAUUGUUAUUUAUGAAUUAUUUAUAAUCAUAAUUAUUAUCAAUGAACAAAUAAAAGGAUGGAAAGUGUUUUGAA